Lentinula edodes (shiitake mushroom) is the source of this 990-nucleotide messenger RNA. Its product is annotated as WD40-repeat-containing domain protein. NCBI's taxonomy places the organism in Eukaryota, Fungi, Basidiomycota, Agaricomycetes, Agaricales, Omphalotaceae. The annotation marks the transcript as partial. Gene Ontology annotation, molecular function: protein binding. The record is from RefSeq and is a predicted model, not a curated record. The transcript has 6 exons.
UCUCAGUAUAUGCCAACAACCACCUUACAAGGCCCGCGUGACGCGGUAAUAUCUCUAGCUUUCUCAGCUAAAGCCAAAUUCUUGGCGGCUGCUGGAUAUAGUGGUGUUUGCGUUUGGGAUCUAUCAACUCUCGCGCCUACUUCACUUCCACAUAUGCUCUUUGCUCCUCAAAAUCCGAAAUAUGUUAUAACCGCAUCCGUUUGGGUCUACUUCCAGAAGAACAAACGUCACGUAUUACUACUGGGCACUAUGCGUGGAGAUAUCAUUCUCUGGGAUUGGAAUAACGAGACUAAGACUUUCCAGCUGCUUUAUCGUGUGCCUCCAAUGGACAAUAAAGAAGACGAGGUUCUCUCUGUGGAUGUUCACGAACAGGAUAUUGCGAGUGGCAGGAUCGGGAGGGUUGUCGCAGCUACGGGAAACCGUUACAUCAGUGUCUGGACUUUGACGUCUUCCGGAGAGUUUUCGAAGGUUUUCUCUGUUGUCCUUGAUGAAGGCGUCAAUCCGAAAACAGUUCGUAUGUGCAAAAUCACUCGGGACAUCUUCGUUUUCCCAUCCUAUGGAGGCGAAAUACACUGCUUGGAUUAUAAGACCGGUGCGAUCAAGUGUCGCAAGUCGCAUGCUCCAAUGACAAUGGGUUCCGUCGCUUUGAAUCAAACAACCAGCAAAUUUGUCGCCUACACCGGAAAAAGUUUCCAGCUCUACCGCCUAGGCAGCCUCGAGUUGAUUCAAACCUUUGAAGCAGAGAUUCCUCUCGUAUUGUUCCCAAAACAAGUUACAUUUGGAGAGUCAGAAAAUAUAGUCGUUGGAGGAACUGACCGCGGUCGUGCUGUUGUAUAUGAUGUUAACCGCGAGGAAACCCUUCAAACAUUGAGCUAUCCCCGCGGGGGCCUUGUUCAACCGGUCUCGACAAUUACUUUACCCGACCGCCAUCUCAUUGCGAUCGCAGGAUCGACUGCCCAGCAGCCGGCAGAAGUUGUCAUCUUUGAGAAG